AUGGAGGUCUCCAGCAGCAUGCCACAGCCUGAUCAGAACGGCGCUCACUCAAAUGUCAACGCCAUGGAUGCGUCUAUGGACAUCGAUAUGGAUAUUGAUCUUGGGCCGCUUCCAGAACCAGAGCUCAUUGAGACUGAGCCAGCAAUUGCAACGACUACAGCGGAUGGCGCGACUGAUCCAUCGACGGCAGAAACACAGCCGGAGAAAGUCCAUAUACGAGGCGUUGACGAUUUAACUACCGAUAACAUCAAGCAAUUUGCGAUUGACAACUUCCCUCUUGAGACCCCUACGCGCAUCGAAUGGAUCGAUGACACAUCCGCCAAUAUUAUUUAUUCAUCGCCGGAGAUUGGCUUACAAGCUCUGGCGGCCUUGACUCAACCGAGCGAGGAGGAGGAUACAUCUGCGCUUCCGGCUUUGCGUCUGCGGACUGCCAAGGCUUUGUCCACUCACCCCGAAUCUGUACUUCAGGUACGAUUGGCAGUGAAGUCAGAUCGCAAGAAGCCUCGCGCGUAUGAAGCCAGUCGGUUCUACCUCAUGCAUCCCGAGCACGAUCCUCGGGAGAAGCUACGCCUAGAACUCGCGGAUCGACGGCGUCAAGGCGGCGGGGAUUCCAGUGACGGCGACUACAGACGAAGACGGUUCGACGGCCACGAACUUCGCCGUCGAAGGGAUCGUGACGCGGACGAAAAUUUCGGCGCUAAUAUGUACGACGACGAAGGGCCAACUGCUACCACCAGUUAUUCCGACGCGGAUAAGCCUCGUGGGGAGCGGAGACGGAGAGGACAGCGGGAGCUCUUUCCUGAAGAAGGAUCAUCCGGGCGGCUUCGGAACCGAAGUGCUUCUCCAGGUCGCGACACGCUGGCUGAAAGCGGACAGUUGGACAACGAGGAACGCGAUAAUCGAAGACGGUUCAGGGAAAGAUCGCCGAAACUUAACCGUCGCAACAAAUCCAUCGAGCUCUUCCCCUCUCACGCAGACAAGGGCGAUUCCAGUACCCGUGAGCUGUUUCCCAAUAGACCGACGUCGAGUUACAUCAAGAAGGAACUCUUCCCCAGCAAAGUCAGCAAUCAUCGCCGGUCCGAUGCGAUUGACGCCGCCGACGAAACGGCCGAUCUCUUCUCGCAGAGAAUCUCUGUGCCUCUGGUGGACGGGGCUCGCGAUCAGAGCUCGUCGCAUCGCAACACGAACGUCGAAUUAUUCCCUGAAUCAAGGGGUCGAUCCGGGGUCAGUAUUCGUGGGGCUGCUGGUCAGGAUCAAGGUAUUUCAAUUCGCGGUUCGGCCAACGGCCUGUCAAUCAAGGGCCGCGGCGCAUCGGUUCGAGAACUCUUCCCCUCCAAGUUCAAUAACAAUGCUGGCAAGGAGCUGUUCUCAGACAAGAUUGAGGGGCGAGGAGGUCCCCGGCGGAGGGCAGAGGACAUGUUUAGUUGA
Molecule: messenger RNA, 1428 nt
Organism: Aspergillus clavatus NRRL 1
Lineage: Eukaryota; Fungi; Ascomycota; Eurotiomycetes; Eurotiales; Aspergillaceae
Product: NCBP3 domain-containing protein
Exons: 2
Coding region: 1-1428 (475 amino acids)
Cellular component (GO): cytosol; nucleus
Molecular function (GO): mRNA binding; RNA 7-methylguanosine cap binding
Source: RefSeq, a predicted model, not a curated record